CUCUAGCUACGGUCACACCAUCGCACUGUAUCGAUUCGGAGCUGAUAUUUGCAAGUAUUUAAAAGCGCAAAAAUGCGCACCAAAGCGCAGGAGGCUGAAUGAAGAAACCCCUCCAAAACCAGAACAGAAGCAACAACCAUGGAAAUACCGAUACAGGUGGCUGUGCGUAUUUUUCCGCACAGGGAGCUCAAGGAUUUAAAGGAGAGUGUCGCCCCCGCUGGUUUUAGCCAGGAUGUGAAGUCGGAGGCCGAAGGAGCGGACUCCAAGGACAUUGGAGAUGCAGUGGCGGGGGCGGAUGCCAAGGGACCGUCGGAUACAAACGGAAAUGCCGAGGAGGACUGUGCGUCUGAUCCGAAACCAAGUAUGGACUCCAAUGGCAACGAUAGCGGACCCAAAGACUCGCCGCAGUCCAGAUAUUGCGUCCAAGCCAUCCCCAUCAGCGCCUCCGCCCUGGGGCUACCCAGUGCCCUGCCGGGCGGCGAUCCCAUGGACAGCAUUGCGGCUGGACUCAUCCAGGUGGGGCCCCACACGGUGCCCGUUACCCACGCCCUGGCCAGCAGCAGCUCCCAGCAGCAGGUGUACCACCAGACGGUCUUUCCGCUCAUCACCCUCUUCCUGGAGGGAUUUGACGCCUCCGUGGUCACCUACGGGCAGCAUGGCCAGGGCAAGAGCUACACCCUCUACGGCAGUGUCGGGGAUAGCGCCCAGAUGGAGCCCUCCGAGGGAGUCGUCCACCUCUGCGUCCGGGACAUCUUUGCGCACAUAUCCUCGCACCCAGAACGUACCUAUGCCAUAAACGUGGGAUUUGUGGAAAUCUGCGGAGGUGAGGUCUGUGACCUGUUGGGCAUGGGCAACAUACACUGCACCAACGUAGAAGCCGUCUUCCGCUGGCUGCAGGCGGGUUUGUCGGCCCGCCAGUCGCUGCCUGCGCACACGCUGUUCACGCUCACCCUGGAGCAGCAGUGGGUGUCCAAGGAGGGACUGCUGCAGCACCGCCUGUCCACGGCCAGCUUCUCGGAUCUGUGCGGCACGGAACGCUGCGGCGAACCGCCACCUGGACGGCCGCGCGAUGCGGGCCUGCACAUGCUGGAGCAGGUGGUCAGCACUCUCACGGAUCCCGGACUCAUGUACGGGGUCAAUGGCAACAUUCCGUAUGGCCAGACCACACUCACCACUUUGCUGAAGGACUCGUUCGGCGGGAGGGCUCAGACGCUCGUGAUCCUGUGCGUGUCGCCGUUGGAGGAGCACCUGGUCGAGACCCUGGGCAACCUGCAGUUCGCCUUUAAGGUGCAGUGCGUGCGCAACUAUGUGAUCAUGAACACCUACUCGGACGACAACACGCUGAUCGUGCGGCCUCCAGAGGCGCUGCCAGUUUCCGAUCCCGCAGCUGGACCUUUGGCGCAGGCGGUGUCGGGCGACAAUUUUGGCCUGCAAUUUGCGGCCAGCCAGUGGUCCAAACUAGUGACCAACGCGGAGGGGUUGUUUGCCAAGUUAAUGGAAUCCAAGCUCAUCAGUGAACUGGAGAAGGAACAGAUCGAGGAGUGGCUCUACCUUAAGCAGGAGUGCGAGGAGUGUCUCAGCUCAACAGAGGCCUUGCGCCAGCAUAGGCAGCUGGUUCCCAUUCAGGAGGCCGAGGAGCCGGAGGACUUAAACUCCGAAGCGGCCAACUCUGAGCCAGCCAACUCUGAGCCGCCCAACUCCGACAACGAAAACGACACGGACAAUGAGUCGCAGCGGCCCGACUUAGCCGACAAAAUGGAGAGCCUAAUGGAGGAGUUCCGCGACAAGACGGACGCGCUUAUCCUGGAGAGGCACGCAGAUUACCUGGCCAAACACCCAAAGGCGGUCAUGCAGAGCCAGGACCGCGAGAAUCAGCCGCAGCAGCCAGCGGAAAACGGGGAGGAUCGCAAGACUAGCAUCGGCGGUCGCAGGAGAAGCAUUCAGCCAGGCGCCAGCUUGAGUACAGCAGAGCUGGCUAUGCUUAAUCGAGUAGCCUCGCAGCAGCCGCCGCCGCCCAUCGAUCCCGAUUCUAUCAUCGAUCCUCUGGACAGUUCCUCGGGCGAAGGUCUCCGCCAGGCGGCUCUCGCUGCAGCCGCCGCCAUCGCUCCCAUCGAGCAGCUGCAGAAGAAGCUGCGCAAGUUGGUCGCCGAAAUCGAAGGCAAGCAGCGGCAGCUGCGGGAAAUCGAACAAACGAUCCAGGUGAAGCAAAACAUUAUUGGCGAAUUGGUCAAGAACAGCGACACGCGCAGUCACGCCAAGCAGCGAUUCCAUAAGAAGCGUGCCAAGCUGGAGGCCGAGUGCGACAAGGCUAAGAAGCAGCUGGGAAAGGCACUAGUGCAGGGCCGGGAGCAGCCGGAAAUCGAGCGCUGUACCACGAUAAUUGCGCACCUCGAGCGCCGGCUGGAGGACCUCAGCUCUAUGAAGCACAUUGCCGGAGAAAGCGGGCAGAAGGUGAAGAAACUCCAGCAGUCAGUGGCCGAGUCGCGAAAGCAAGCCGAUGAGCUGGAGAAAAAGCUUCGCAAGGAGAGCAAGUUGCGCGAUCAGCUGGAGGCGGAGUUGGCCAAGCUGCGGGAUUCUCGGGACACAGGCAAGGAGCUGGUAAAGACCCAGGCGGGCUCUCCAGAACAGCAUGGCCGCCAGCUCAAGGCGGUACAGGCCAGAAUCACUCACCUAAACCACAUUCUACGCGAGAAGUCGGACAACCUGGAGGAGCAGCCGGGAGCAGCGCAGCAGGAGAGCUUGCGCCACGAGAUCCGCAACCUGCGCGGCACUCGCGAUUUGCUGCUAGAGGAACGCUGCCAUCUGGACCGCAAGCUCAAGCGGGACAAGGUGCUGACCCAGAAGGAGGAGCGCAAGUUGCUCGAGUGCGACGAAGCCAUCGAGGCCAUAGACGCGGCCAUUGAAUUCAAGAACGAGAUGAUCACGGGCCACCGCUCCAUAGACACCAGUGAUCGGAUACAGCGGGAGAAGGGCGAGCAGAUGCUGAUGGCCCGCUUGAACCGUCUCUCGACGGAGGAGAUGCGCACGCUUCUGUACAAGUACUUCACCAAGGUGAUUGACCUGCGCGACUCCUCGCGCAAGCUGGAGCUGCAGCUAGUACAGCUGGAGCGCGAGCGGGAUGCCUGGGAGUGGAAGGAGCGCGUCCUGUCCAAUGCCGUGCGUCAGGCCCGUCUAGAAGGCGAACGGAAUGCCGUGCUGCUGCAGCGCCAGCACGAGAUGAAGCUCACCCUGAUGUUGCGCCACAUGGCCGAGGAAACGUCGGCCAGCUCGGCCAGCUACGGAGAGCGAGCUCUGGCCCCCGUCACGGCAACCUCUCCAAGGCAGACCAACAGCGACUUCGACUACGACGAUUUCUACAAGGCGACUGGCAGUAAUCCCAGCAAGGCGCUGGUCAAGGCGCCCAAGCCGUUGCCCACUGGCUCGGCGCUGGACAAGUACAAGGACAAGGAGCAACGCAGUGGGCGCAACAUCUUCGCCAAGUUCCAUGUGCUCACCAGGUACGCCUCGGCUGCAGCAGCAGCAGGUUCCUCAGGCUCCACGGCCGAAGAAUCAACGGCGUUGAUAGAGUCGACCACUACGGCCACGGCUACCACCACAACCACCACUACUACCACGGGAGCGGUGGGAAAAAUCAAGGAUAAGGCCUUGGUCAGCUUUAGGCCGGAGCAGCUUAAGCGACUGAUGCCAGCGCCGACGGCCACGAAGGUGACGCGGCAAAAGAACAAGAUAAUUAUCCAGGACGCGAGUCGUCGUAAUUAGGCACGAAUUUAUCCAUUUCCAGGGCGAUUAUAUCAGGUUAAGCCAAAUAGCCAUAGGCCAUGUAUAGACAAGUAUCGAAACUAGACCACUAUAAUGACAAAGGCGGCAUUUAUCUAGGUAAAAAUAUUACUUCUUCCGGUUAAAAUAUACAUAUAGCAUUUUUAAUGAUAACUAUUAAGAGAUUUAAAUGAUGGAAAACAAGUCAAAAGAACGAGGAAACCCAUUUUAAGUUCAAAUUUUACAUGAACAAAUUUUUACAGCACCUAAAAUUAAAAAAUUAUCAAGUCAUUUUUUUAUAAUUGUCGCCUUUGUUAUUUAAGGGGCUAGAGUUCAAUAUGUUUUGAGGAAGAAAACUCAAAACCCGGCCACAAGUACUGAACAAGAUUCGUCCACAGUCAUCACACAAAUAGACUUGAAACGGUUCUCAUUCUGACUCAUUAGCUGGAAAGCAUUUAUUUUACAAACCUAUACACAUAUACCUAGCAUAACAAUUAUCCUCAUGAUAUUUAACUGCAAAGACUUGACCUGCUUCUUAAGAUACUCGCAAGACAAACCACACAUACAACUCGCUCAAAGUGUUGAAUUUGCUACACUCACCGUUUAACCUGUAUAUAACUAUUAUGUGUUAGUUUACUACCUAAUUUUAAUUGAUUUUUGUAAGUUUUAGGUUAGUUGCAAACACUAUUGUGUCUUCCCUCGAAUUUUACUUAACUUUUGUUACUACCCAAAAUACUCGUACUUGAUUCAACAAGUGUUAACUUUUAUGAACUCUAUCAAAA
Messenger RNA from Drosophila gunungcola (fruit fly), 4538 nucleotides. It is a transcript of the gene cos, whose product is annotated as kinesin-like protein costa. Gene Ontology annotation, molecular function: microtubule motor activity; ATP binding; microtubule binding. Bases 139 to 3759 code for a protein of 1206 amino acids. Gene Ontology annotation, biological process: mitotic spindle organization; microtubule-based movement. NCBI's taxonomy places the organism in Eukaryota, Metazoa, Arthropoda, Insecta, Diptera, Drosophilidae. The transcript has 4 exons. The record is from RefSeq and is a predicted model, not a curated record.